UUUGGACAAAACUCUGUAAUUUGCCUCUUUAAAAACGAUGUCAGCAAGCUGAUGCUAAAUAGUCUCUUCUUCUUCGUGCUAGUUGUGGACAAUCUGAAAUCAAAUCUUUUAAAUCUUUGAGACGAAUCAUCGAUACGUCUUAUUUUUCUUCUGCAGUUGUGGAAAAUUGGUGGGGCAUUUUCUAUUAUGGGUGUUGUAGAAAAUGUUGUACAGAACAAAGAAGGUUGUCUACCUGUAGAAGUAAAGGAGACUCUAAAAUCAUUGGCAUCUAAGUGGGAAGAUGUGCUUGAUGUAAACAUGUUGCAAGUUAUCCCUCUUAAGGGCGCAAUGACCAAUGAGGUCUUUCAAAUAAAGUGGCCAACAAAAACAGAGAAUGUCUCUCGCAAGGUUCUUCUUAGGCUCUAUGGGGAGGGUGUGGAGGUUUUCUUUGACAGGAAAGAUGAGAUUAGGACAUUUGAGUUUAUGUCAAAGCAUGGGCAGGGACCUCGGUUGUUGGCUAGGUUCCCAUAUGGCCGAGUUGAAGAUUUCAUCAAUGCACGGACACUCUCUGCAGCUGAUCUGCGUGAUCCAAAAAUAUCUGGCCUUGCAGCUGCAAAAUUGAAAGAGUUCAAUGAACUUGAUAUGCCUGGUCCAAAGAACGUCAGGCUCUGGGAUAGGUUGCGAAAUUGGCUGAAAGCGGCUAAGGGUUUGGCCUCUCCAGAGGAAGCUAAGGCAUUUCACUUGUAUGCCAUUGAUGAGGAAAUCUCUGAAUUGGAAAAGGCACUCUAUCAGAAGCAACAGCGUUUAGGUUUUUGCCACAAUGAUUUACAAUAUGGUAAUAUAAUGUUUGAUGAGGAGACCCAGUCAAUAACCUUAAUCGACUAUGAGUAUGCAAGUUACAACCCGGUUGCAUAUGAUAUAGCAAACCACUUCUGCGAGAUGGCUGCUGAUUAUCAUACAGAAAAACCUCAUCUCAUGGACUACAGUAAAUACCCUGGUUUGGAGGAGCGUCAAAGGUUUUUGCAUGCUUAUCUGAGUUCCACGGGUAAUCAACCCAAUAAGUGGGAAGUGGAGCAGCUACUUCAAGAUGUUGAGAAGUAUACUCUUGCAAGCCAUUUGGUCUGGGGUUUAUGGGGAAUUAUAUCGGCACACGUGAACAAAAUUGACUUUGACUAUAUUGGAUAUGCAAGGCAAAGAUUAGACCGGUACUGGUUACAGAAGCAUGCGUUGCUUGGUUCUUCUGGAGCCAGCACUAGUACUUGAUUAAUGGUAACUCUAAGAUCUACAAUCUGAAUUCCAUUCUCCAUCAUGCUCAUGCUGAAUAGCGUAAAGAUGGUUUAUACAUGAACCCAUUAAAUUUCUUUUAUUUUUUCUUCAGUUUUCCCAUGCAAUAUUUUAGAAUUUCUCUGGUAAAAUGAUAUUAUAGGUAGUUGAACAGAUUAUGAGCCUUUUUUUCUUGAAGUAUUAAAAUAGGAUUGCUGUUUCAGAGGGUUUAUUGUUUCUUGAACAUGUAUAUGUUAUGAUUUUUUGUGAUUCACAGUAUGCAAUUUCGCUGCAUGAAAUGAAAAGCCAUGUAUGACAUGGAGUUGAAUCUUGCUGGCA
This is a messenger RNA of Mangifera indica (mango), 1581 nucleotides long. RefSeq names its product probable choline kinase 2. Lineage: Eukaryota; Viridiplantae; Streptophyta; Magnoliopsida; Sapindales; Anacardiaceae. The record is from RefSeq and is a predicted model, not a curated record. Gene Ontology annotation, biological process: phosphatidylethanolamine biosynthetic process; phosphatidylcholine biosynthetic process. Gene Ontology annotation, cellular component: cytoplasm. Bases 187 to 1242 code for a protein of 351 amino acids. Gene Ontology annotation, molecular function: choline kinase activity; ethanolamine kinase activity. The transcript has 8 exons.